This is a messenger RNA of Dendronephthya gigantea, 1115 nucleotides long. RefSeq names its product nitric oxide synthase-interacting protein-like. NCBI's taxonomy places the organism in Eukaryota, Metazoa, Cnidaria, Anthozoa, Malacalcyonacea, Nephtheidae. Bases 98 to 973 code for a protein of 291 amino acids. The record is from RefSeq and is a predicted model, not a curated record. Gene Ontology annotation, molecular function: ubiquitin protein ligase activity. Gene Ontology annotation, cellular component: nucleus. The transcript has 2 exons.
UCAAUAUUUCGACCAUUUAUCGAAUUUGUCAAGUUGGUCAUCCUUUCAACAAAAUACAAGUUGAUUUCUUUAAGAAAUAGCCUAAUCAUUCCUGAAAAUGACUCGGCAUGGCAAAAACUGUACGGCUGGUGCUGUCUACACUUACCAUGAGCGAAAAAAAGAUACUGAACAAUCAGGAUUUGGCAGUAAAAAUGUUAGACUAGGCAAGGACUCUGUAAAAGAUUUUGACUGCUGUUGCCUGACUUUACAACCGUGCCGAGAGCCGGUCAUAACUCCGGAUGGAUAUUUAUACGACAAAGAGGCUAUACUGGAAUCUCUCUUGCAUCAGAAGAAAGAAAUGGCAAGAAAAUUGAAAGCAUUCGAGAAACAAAAACGCAAAGAAGACGACGAGAAACAUGAGCUUGCGGUGGCCAUGGAGAGAUCCAAAGUUGAGAGCUUUGAAAAGUUUGAAAAAAGGCUGACAACAAAACCAAGCAAUGCCUUUAAAUCUGGGUUUACAACCGGCGAAUCAUCAGGGACGACUUCAACUAGCAAAAAAGGAAAAAAUCUUCCCAGCUUUUGGGUUCCAUCACUGACACCUGAAGCAAGACCCGAUGAGGCCCAAAAACCUGAUUCCAAAACAAGAUGUCCAAUGUCUGGGAAAGCCCUGAGAAUCAAAGAUCUCGUACCAGUCAAAUUUAGCGUGGUUGGUGGUGAAGACAAAUCUCUCAUCACACGAGAAGUUCGCUAUAAAUGUGCAGUCACUCAUGAUGCUUUGGGAAAUGCUGUACCUUGUGCAGUACUGAAAAAUACAGGAAAUGUUGUGACGAUGGACUGUGUUGAGAAUUUAAUUAAAAAGGACAUGUUGUGCCCUUUCACUGGUGAAAAACUAAAAGAAAGUGAUAUCAUUGCAAUUCAAAGAGGUGGAACUGGUUUUGCAGGUUCUGGAGUAGAAUUAAAUGCAAAGAAAAAUGGACCAGCUAUGCAAGUGUAAUAGACAAAAAAUCCUUGCUUAUCCCCAAUAUGUUUUUCAUUUUUCUACUAUUUCUAAAGAAUUUUGAACUGCAACUGGGAAAUUUGAUUUAUCAUAUUUUUUCAAUAGGGUUCUUCUAUAGGAAUAAGGGCCCUCGGCUCCC